AUGGAGCACGCGGAUCGCAAUGAAAUGGCGCUGCAAGAGAUGCUCGACGACGUCUGCGGCUACCUCGAGUGGCGUGGCGCGUCCAUCGAGCUCCAAGACCGAGCGCUCGUGGCGGCCAAAGCGGCGUUCGUGCCCGAGCUCAACGCGACGGGCGCCGAGCUCGAGACGACGCUGCCGUACGCGUUGCGGUCGCGGCUCCAGAUCGAGCGCGAAGAGGCCAUUCUGCACGGCGUUCCGCGAUUCCAGCACUUGAGCAAAAGCUUGCGCCAAGCCAUCUCGGAGCAGGUGGUUUACGUCAACAAAGCGCCCGGCGACAUUGUCUUGUCGGCCAACAGGCCGCUCGACGGUCUCUACUUCUUGCGCGUCGGCGCCGCCGAGUUUCGAUCCGCCGAGAACGCGGUCUUGCGCACGCUGCGCGUCGGUGAAUUCUUUGGCGACCAGUCGCUCUUCCAGAAAUACGAGCGCGUUCCCUUCACUGUUGUCUGCACGGCGGCAAGCGAGUUUGUCUUCUUGUCGGCGCAGAAAUUCCGCGAAGUCGUGGCCACCGAGCACGCGGUCCAAGGCCUCGAUGACGACGACGACGACGUGUGGACCAAGGAAGACGGCGACUACGGCUUUGCUCGCGUCCUCAUGCAGCACGAGAGCAGCAGCUCGAGCACCCGGGCCGGUCGUCGUCGCCGGUGCCGCCUCAACGCGUCCGACUACUUGCCCAACUCGAUGUUUCGGCGUGUGUGGACACUAGUGUCGCUCACCGGGCUACUCUACAAUGUGUACGCGGUGCCACGCGACUGUGCGUUCUUCCAGUCGCACAACCGGUUCGAGAACCUCGACCCCGAAGCCAUGGCCAACCUCCUCAUCUUUUGGUGCUUCGACGUCUUUUUCGCAAUGGAUUUUUACUUGCACUGCACGCGCUUUGCCGUCGAGCACGACGGGACUAUCGUCACGGAGCGGCGCAAGGUCCGCAACCUCUUCUUGCGCUCCGGCUGGUUCUGGAUCGACGUUGUGUCGAUUCUGCCGCUCGACGCGCUCGGGCUCGUGAGCGGCAUGCGCGACCUCCCCUUCUACCGCCUCAACAAGAUUUUGCGUUUUCUGCACUUGAUCGAGUACUUCCAGGUCGCCGAGGCCAUGCUGCUCUCGCGCUUCCACAUUCACGUGUUUGCGCGCCGCAUUCUUCGCAUUCUCUCGAUCCUCGUGCUCUCGGGGUACAUUGUCGGGUGCUUUUGGUACUACAUUGCCCAGGUCACGAGCGAGGCGUACGACGGCGCAACGUGGGUCGCGAUGGACCAAGGCAACGACGAUUACUACUUCCAAUCGUACGUGCACAACCGGCUGUACAUCAUCCGGUCCAUGUACUUUGGCUACAUUGGCGGCUCCACGUUGGGGUUUGGCGACAUCGUGCCUGUGAACCCGUACGAAACGCUGGUGGCGACCAUCAUGCUGCUCUACGGCGCGAUCAUCAAGCCUGCGCUUGUUGGGUCAGUUGCGUCGCUGCUCUUGACGCGCAACAAGGUCAAGCUUUCGCAGCAAAAGACACUGAUUGGGUUCAAGUGGCUCGUCACCGCGCACAAGCUCCCGAAAGUGCUCAAAGAACGCAUCCUCAUGUACUUUGAGUUUAUGUGGGACCACGAGUACUACGAGAAAGAGAGUGCGAUCUUGGGCGUCCUCGCGCCGCUGCGCUGGGAGAUCAUGCGCAGCAUGUGCCGCAACGCGCACCCGAAAGCGUGGUUCUUUGGCCACAUCAACGACGACUGCAUGCGUCAGAUCUACGCCCUCUUGGAGCCGCAGCUGUACAUGCCCCAUGCCACCGUGAGCUUGCCGCAAGGGACGCUUGGUAUUCUCAACACGGGCACACUCUUCCGCGCGUCGUCGACCGAGCGCCACGAGAUCUUUGAAGAGGGCUCGCUGCGCCUCCGCACCUUUGGCAUCGAGUGUUUUGUCCAAUAUGGCAUGCCGGACGCGUCACUCGAGCAGACACACGCGUUCACGUACGAGACGGACGACCUCUUCUGCGAAGUCCUCCUUCUGCAUGCGCCGGCCGUCGAGGCCAUUCUCGCCCCCGCUGGUCAAUGGGCACCGCUGCUGCACGACAUGCUGCUGCACUUGCAAGGGGACGACGCCGAGGCAAUCGCACUGAGUAUCCAGACAGCAGCACCGACCGAGGAAGACAGUACGAACGAAGACGACGAGGUCGAUCCGGCGCCGGCCACGUACUACAAGCCAUCCCAUGUUGUGCCACGUGGGAGUCCGAAGCGCAACUCGCCAACGCGCCGGAAGCGCGCUGCGCUCAAGCUCAUGAUCAAGUCGUCGGCGGCGAAGGAAAAAGAUCUGCUUCGGUCGAGUCGGUUCCACCCGAAAUCGCGCGUCCGUAAAGUGCUCUCGGUGCUCGUCGUGCUCGCUCUCCUCUACAAUGCGUUCCUUGUGCCGUUCCGGCUCGCGUUCUUCUCGUCUCUGCAGCCGCCAUCGUAUCUCUACGGCUUCAUCAUCGACUACGUCCUCGACGUGCUCUUUGUUGCCGAUGUCAUCGCCAAGUACAACUUCAAGCUCAUGAGUCUCCGCCUCGAAGGAUCGACGCGCCGACUGCACCUGACCGUGUUUGCGGCGCUGAAAUGGGACAUUCUGUGUGCGCUGCCCAUGGAGCUUUGCUUUCUCGGGCUCCUCGUCAGCCGCCCGGACCUCGUCGUCGCGAUCCUCACCAUCUGUCGGCUCCCAAAGGUGUUUCGGCUGCGGUACUUUGUCGUGCGCAUCCGAGAGCUUGCCAACACGGCGGUCCGCGCGCGGCCGCAGCUCAACGACCUCGUGGUGGCGUGCCGGUACUUUCUCUUCAUUCUCUUCUUCUCGCACUUGCUCGCGUGCGCGUGGCACUACCUCGCGUUUGCGGACAAGGGCAUUCUUCCGUGGUCCGAAGACUGCAACCACCUCGACAACACGCACGUGAACGACGACGUCAACCCUGGCAACGUCACGCUGCGUGCUCGCUGCCUCUUUGACGGCACGUGGAUCGAGUUUCAAAUGAAAGGCGGGUACCUCCCGCCGGACGGCGGCACGAUCUGGGAACGCUACUCGCGCUGCUUCAACUUUGGCAUUCAGAUGCUCCUCGUCGUCUCGAGCGGCAUCAUCGUGCCCGUCAAUAUGGUCGAAACCUUCUCGUGCAUCAUUGCGAUCUUCGCCGGCAUCUUCUUUAGCGCCGGCAAGAUUGGCGUCAUUGGCGAGAUCGCGCUCAAGGUCGACUCGCUCUCGGCGUCGAUCCGCCAGAGCACCGACGCGCUGAGCAAGUACAUGGAGUUCCAUCAGACACCGCGCGAGAUCAAGGACCGUGCGCUCGGCUUCAUGGAGUACCUCUACCGGAAGCGCAACAAGAUCCUCUUCCAAGAAGAAGAGAUUGUGACCAUGUUGCCGCAGCAGCUGCAAGACGACAUCCUCGCCCACUGCAAGCGCGACCGGCUCUCGCAAUCGCCACUCUUUGCAUCCGUGCCGGACGAUGCGCGCACCGCGGUCGCCGCCGCCAUGCGCCACAAGUACUAUGCGCCCAGCGACGUCUUGGUGACCGCCGGCAAGCACACGGCCGCCAUGUUUUUCGUCAAGCCUGGCAGCUGCCAGUACCUCGACCCGGCGAUCUCGUCGCGCGAGAGCAAGCGGCUCGGCGCGUUUGGCGCGCGGAGCCUCCUCUUUGAUGAGCCGCAAGAGCACUCGAUCUGUGCGUGCACGUUCACCGAAGUCUACGUGCUCCGGCAAGCGGGCCUCGAGACGCUCACGGCGUCGUUUCCAUACUUGCGCGGGCUCUUGGAGCGUGCGAUCGAGAACGAGGUCGAGGUGAACGCCGCUGAUGCGACCGACGCACUCUCGAUGCACGUCCCGGACGACGACCCGGACGAGCCGACGCUGCCGACGGCGCCUCGGAGUUGGCGCGUGCCCGACUCGCAUUUUCGUCGGUUCUGGGACGCGCUUCUGUUCUGGACCACGCUGUAUGUGCUCGUGAUGCUACCACUGCGCGCGAGCUACCUCGUCGAGACGCGCUUCACGGGCUUGUAUGAGCUCACGGCAUGGUACCUCGGCGAUGUCCUCGCCAUCGUGCUCUACGCGCUCGACACGUACUUGAGUUUCGACCAGUUUGUCUACAUGGACCACUCCAAGAUGAUCUUCAACCGCGCGCGGAUCCGCGAGAAUUACCGUCCGUACCUGGCGCUGGAUUUUGUCACGCUCGGCCCGUACUACCUCCUGGCGCUGGUGCUUGGUGUGCCGAGCCUCAAGUUUCUCAUGAUGCCGCUCUUGCUGCGGGCGAAGCGGUUUCCGCGCUACCUGCGACGGUUCUCGCGCAACUUCCAGUACUACUUUUGUCGGCUCAGCGGCAGCGUGAUCCAUAUUCUGCACUGCAUUCUGUACUACGUCGUCAUGGUGCACUGGUGGGCGUGCAUCUGGAUGUUCCUCCACCGGUACGUCGAGGUCCACUCGCCGCUCACGUGGGCGGUCCGGGACCCGUACAUGGGCGGCGGCGCGCUCUCGAAAUGGAAUGCCACGUCCCAGACACACGACAUUUGCCGGAGCAUGGUCGCGUGCUAUGCGCGGGCCUACUACUUUGUGAUCUCGUUUGUCGGGACGAUUGGGCUCGGCGACGUGUUCACGGGCGGCCACCUCGAGUACUUCUUCGAAGACAUUGAAGCGCUCUUUGGCUCGUUCUUCUUUGCCGCGCUCACGUCGUGCUUUGCCACGUACUUUCAAUUCGCCGACACGUACGGAAAGGGCGCGACGCAGGCCAAGCUCAGCGGCCUCAGCAGCUACUUCCGGGCGGCCCACACGACCAAGCCGACCGCGCGCGCGAUCGUCGCCAACACCAAGCUCUGGUGCGCGCGCAGCGGCAGCCUCGUCGAGCGGUCGGUCGCCACCUUUCUGCCCAUCCCGCUGCGGAUCGAGCUCGCGACGCACGUCCAGCGCGCACUCCUCGAGACGUCACCGUUCCUCAAGGCGUCCGACGUCUACGUGCGCCAGAAGCUCGUACUGGCGCUGCACUUCCAAGUCGUGUGCGCCGGCAACACGCUCUACGCGGUCGGCGACCCGAUCGAUGAGGUUGCGUUCGUGCACAGCGGCGAGCUCACGCUCGUGGAGCCCGUCGUCCGUGGCACUGUGGGCUGCCACGUCGGCGUCGGUGUCCCUGGCGCCUGCCUCCACACGGUCGUCGCGGUCUCGCACCUCGAGCUCUAUGUGCUGGACGCCCACGGGAAAGCCGACGUCUUGGAGGCGAUAGCGUCCACGCACCGAGAGAGCUUUCUCCAGUCGCUCGACGCCGCGUCGUUGCACCAAACGCUCGCGCAUGCGCCGCCCCACGGCCUCUCGCGCCAGCAUGCGCUCAACGACGACGGCUUCGACGACGACGAUGACGACGACGACGAUGCGACUGCCGCAGAGAACGCGGACGAGCCGCCCGCGUGGCUCGCCCUGCCGCAAUCGUUCUUCAAGUGA
Saprolegnia parasitica CBS 223.65 is the source of this 5454-nucleotide messenger RNA. RefSeq lists its product as hypothetical. Gene Ontology annotation, molecular function: protein-containing complex binding; monoatomic ion channel activity. Bases 1 to 5454 code for a protein of 1817 amino acids. Gene Ontology annotation, cellular component: membrane. The transcript has 4 exons. Gene Ontology annotation, biological process: monoatomic ion transport; transmembrane transport. The record is from RefSeq and is a predicted model, not a curated record. Lineage: Eukaryota; Oomycota; Saprolegniomycetes; Saprolegniales; Saprolegniaceae.